Messenger RNA from Drosophila mauritiana, 837 nucleotides. RefSeq names its product sodium/potassium-transporting ATPase subunit alpha-A. The transcript is spliced from 2 exons. The coding region runs from base 19 to 774 and encodes 251 amino acids. Lineage: Eukaryota; Metazoa; Arthropoda; Insecta; Diptera; Drosophilidae. The record is from RefSeq and is a predicted model, not a curated record.
CUAGAGUUUUCCGUAAACAUGGUGCUCUGCUUCAAACGGAUCUCGAAAUGGAGAGGCAGGUGGCGUCGCAGCAGGAGAAAGAAAGAGGAACGGGAGUCACUGCAACAGACGGAGAACGAGUUGUGGCUGGAGUACUUUAGCCCAUAUCUGCACAUCUGGCCGUUUCACGAGCUCUGCACCAGAUUGGAGGCGAAUGUGUCCCAGGGUCUAACCUCGGAGGCAGCUGGUAGAAAGCUGGCCAGGAAUGGAAAGAAUAUUCUGCCACUACCGACCAAACAGGAUUUGCGGCCUUGGAAAUUCCUGAAGAGCUGCUUCAGCGUCUUGGGCAUCAUCAUACUGCUGAGUUCCAUAGCUAGUUUCGCGAUGUAUUACCUAUUUGCAACUGAAACGUCAGACAAUGGAAAAGUGGAUCCGGAGUUCUUGGUAGCGGGCAUAAUCCUGCUCUGCACCUUCUUUCUCGCAGGCCUAAUGGCACAAAUGCAAGGAGAUGAUGACGAAGACAUGCUCAUAGCUUUCGAUGAGCUGAUGCCCAUGUAUUGCACUGUGAUAAGAGACGGGGAAAAGGAGGUCAUCCUCACCCAGGACCUAGUGGCGGGGGAUACCCUUCCCAUUAAGUAUGGACAGCGGCUUCCUGCCGAUAUCCGAUUCUUCAGCACCACAGGCCUGGAGCUGAAUAACGUGGCUCUGACAGGACACUCGAAACCCAUGCACAUCACUCCUUUGGCGAGCGAGGGGCGACAGAGAUACUCCCGGAUUGAGUACAUAAAGGAUUAAAUUGGUUUCUUAUUGGCAAAUGUAUUAUUUCUUAUUGUAUAUUCUAUAAACUUGCUUACUUUA